Drosophila subobscura is the source of this 971-nucleotide messenger RNA. RefSeq names its product RPII140-upstream gene protein (gene 140up). The record is from RefSeq and is a predicted model, not a curated record. Gene Ontology annotation, cellular component: mitochondrion. Lineage: Eukaryota; Metazoa; Arthropoda; Insecta; Diptera; Drosophilidae.
CAGCACUGGCAAAACAGCCGGGCAACAGCUGGUCGUUCUCAUGUUGUCCUCUUUUUCUUGUUAUUCAACGCAACGCGGAUUUUCGAAUGAGUUUCUUAAGAAAAGGCGGCCGGUUUCUGAUUGCCGGCAUUCUGCCGACCUUUCACGAUUCCCCCGAUGACGUCGUCGACAAGGAGAACAAAACCUACAAAGCCUAUUUGGCCAGCAAACCACCAAAUGAAACCGGUCUCGAGCGUCUGAAGCAUAUGUUCACGAUUGAUGAAUUUGGCAGCAUAUCCUCCGAACUCAACUCCAUUUACCAGGCUGGCUUUCUGGGCUUCCUCAUUGGAGCCAUCUAUGGCGGCGUUACACAAUCGCGGGUGGGAUACAUGAACUUCAUGGAGAACAAUCAGGCCACGGCCUUUAAGUCCCACUUUGAUGCCAAGAAAAAACUGCAGGAUCAGUUCACAGUGAAUUUCGCCAAAGGCGGCUUCAAAUGGGGCUGGCGUGUGGGUCUUUUCACCACCUCCUACUUUGGCAUCAUCACCUGCAUCUCUGUUUACCGCGACAAAUCCUCCAUUUACGAGUACCUUGCCGCUGGCACCCUAACCGGCGCCACAUACAAAAUAAAUCUGGGUCUGCGGGGCAUGGCUGCUGGCGGCAUUAGGGGCUUCAUGGGCGGCAUUGCUGGCGUGGCCUCCCUGCUGCUGAUGAAGGCAUCGGGCACAUCCAUGGAGGAGGUGCGCUACUGGCAAUACAAGUGGCGAGUGAAUCGCGACGACAACAUUCAGGCGGCAUUCAAGAAGAUGACAGAAGACGAACACCCCGAGCUGUUCAAGGCCCACGAUGAGCGUGUGUCCGAAGAUGUGUCCCUGGACUCAGUGAAGGAGAAAGCAGACAAAGUGUAGACUUAGAUCAAAGUUUAAUUUAAAUAAAUUGCAUAUGUGUCCAUUUAAAGUUAGACAGAAAUACAUUUAAGGAAGCCCACAAUG